Messenger RNA from Mollisia scopiformis, 1047 nucleotides. RefSeq lists its product as uncharacterized. The transcript has a single exon. NCBI's taxonomy places the organism in Eukaryota, Fungi, Ascomycota, Leotiomycetes, Helotiales, Mollisiaceae. The record is from RefSeq and is a predicted model, not a curated record. Bases 58 to 801 code for a protein of 247 amino acids.
AGGGGGCAAAUUAGAUCACCCACCACUAUUAAAUCAACUUGAGAUAUCCAAAUCGAGAUGCCCAACAAUCAGGGAAAACAAAUCGUGUUUGAAGCAAUACGCCCCGUACUUGUCGACGCGCGGGGUACAUCGAAAUCUUACAUGGCCAUAUACAGUGUCAUGAAAGAAUUCUCUCACCGCAAUCCCGAGUCCAUGAUCGAGCUCCUGAUUCACAAUUCCAAAGGCAUCCUACACGACAUCUCGACCUGGUGCGAAGCAACCGGCAAUGAGCUGAUCAAUUCGGAAGUUGGAAGCGAUGCAGGAGAUGAGGACAUGCACGUUCUCAUUCAGAAAGGUGUUCAAGCUGGAAGUGAUCAAGAAGGCGAACGGCAGAAGGAGAAGAAAAUGAUAGUCAUGAUCUCAAGUUCGGAUCUGGAUUUUGUGACUGCUCCUUUCGACAGAGCACUUGCGGGGAAAGUGCUCGGAAUGGAGGUCAGUGUUAUCUUUGAAGGUGCUGGAGUCAAGCUAUUGCAGAAUGGAUAUCGGGCAACUCGCUCGGGAUUGUUUGGGGCGUUCCGGACAUCGGGUGUGGAAUGCAAUUUGAGAGACUCCGGGUCACCAAUACCAUCAGAAGCGAUUGCUAUGUUGGCUGAGAUGGACGCCAAGUUCUAUGUCUGUGGUCUGUCGAUGGAAGCUCAUGGUGUGCGGCAAGAGGAGUUGCUGGUUGAGCAUUCUGUGGUUGCUUCCACUGUUACUUGGGUCGAGAUGUUAGCUCAUAGCGAUGUCAAUGUGUUCUCACGGGCAAAGCUCGAGACAGCUUGACCUGGAAGAAUCAAGUAAAUCGAAAAAGGAAGUUCACUCAGAGAUGAUGGUUGAUAUGAAACCAUAAGACUCGAUUGUUUGCCUGUGGUGUAUAAAAAGCGAAAAUCCAAUUUCCAGCUAAAGGAGGAUACUGAAAAUCCAAAAGAGCAGUGAAUGGAGCCAGAUGAGAUUGCAAAAUUGUCGUAGACUAAGCCACAAACUAACAAAUGUACACUCUGCAAGCUAGAAUCAUAUAUGCCAUUCUCU